AGAGAGACAGAGAGAGAAAGAGAGAGAGAGAAAGAGAGCAGUGUUUCUCUAUUGGAGAGUCUGCUGUCUGAACGCACAGCCGCUAAACUACACCUCCAGGCCGACCAGCGACCGGCCGCCGCCGCGCUCCCCGCAUGGAGGACUCUUUCUCCCGGUAAACACCCGCUCGGGCCGCGGCUGAUCUCCGCUUAAGGGCCAGAUCUGAUUUCCGACUUCGUUUAUUGCUCUGCUCGAGGCAACAGCAGCGAUGGAGAUGAGUGUGUGUGCGGUGUGAUCGCGGGCCGUCAUGUCCCAGAUGCUCCACAUGGAGGUCCCGAAUUUCGGCAGUAUGGUGCUGGGCUGCCUGAACGAGCAGCGUCUGCAGGGCCAGUACUGCGACGUCUCCAUCCUGGUGAAGGGUCAGGCGUUUAAGGCCCACCGCGCCGUCCUGGCCGCCAGCAGCCUGUAUUUCCGCGAUCUGUUCAGCGGCAGCAGCAAAACACAGUUCGAGCUGCCGUCCUCCGUCACGCCGGCCUGCUUCCAGCAGAUCCUCAGCUUCUGCUACACUGGGAAACUCACCAUGGCGGCCAGCGAGCAGUUAGUAGUGAUGUACACGGCCGGAUACCUGCAGAUCCAGCAUAUCGUGGAGCGCGGCAUGGAUCUGAUGUUCAAGGCUAACUCUCCGCACUGUGAUUCGGCCACCGCCGCAAUGGAGGAGCCCAAUUCUGGCCCGCAGAGUCCCAGCAACAACCCAUCGGGCCUACCGUCGGGCUGGUCGGCUUCACACCCGCGCAGGAUUAAGCUGGAGGAGCCGCUGAUGAAGCGAGCGUGUGUUGGAGACGGGACGCGGUCGGCUCGGGGAGUGUUUGCAGCCGUAGCUCCAUCAUAUCUGGGAGAACGCUCCAGUCCUGGAGCCUCCAGCCUUCCCACCACUGACAGCCCCACAUCAUAUCAGAACGAGGAUGAGGAGUUCGAGGAGGAGGCCUUCGACACCGACGACACCUACAGCCAGCUCUGCGGACGCUCCGCCAACCCCUACGGAGUGCUGGAGAAGCCGGAGAUGGCGGUGAUGCCGGUGUCUCUGGACAGCCGCUCCAGUGUGUUGAUCCGCCGGGAUCUGGUGGCUCUUCCUGCCAGUCUGAUCAGUCAGAUCGGGUACCGCUGCCACCCCAAACUCUACACGGAAGGUGAACCGGGAGAGAAACUGGAGCUGGUGGGAGGUACAGGUGUGUUUAUGACGCGAGGGCAGCUGAUGAAUUGUCAUCUGUGUGCUGGAGUCAAACACAAGGUGCUUCUGCGGAGACUCCUGGCCACCUUCUUCGACAGGAACACACUGGCCAACAGCUGCGGGACUGGGAUCCGCUCCUCCACCAGUGACCCCAGCCGAAAACCACUGGACAGUCGAGUGCUGAACGCCGUCAAACUUUACUGCCAGAACUUUGCGCCCAGCUUUAAGGAGAGUGAGAUGAAUGUGAUCGCGGCUGACAUGUGCACUAAUGCGCGGCGCGUGCGCAAGCGCUGGCUGCCCAAGAUCCAGUCCAUGCUGCCGGACGGGAUGGAAGUGUACCAGAGCUCGGGUGCGGGACCGUGUGCAGGAGCGGGUCUGGGUGUUCCGCUGCCCUUCGAGAUGGACUUUAAAAACCUGCUUCCUUCAGGCCUGAAUCUGGAGCCGCGGCUGUACGGCGAGCGCAGGGAGCCCAGCAGGACUGACCCGCCGCUGGACGGAGAUCCACAGCAGCACACUGGAGACCCAGAGGAGGCCCUGGGGGAGGGGUUUAGCCAGAGCGAAGGAGGGGCUGAGGAGGCCACACCCCCUGAUGGACAGCAGGAGGAGGAGGAGUUUGUUAAUGAGCUAAGAGUGAACAGACCGUGAGGAGCUGCUCAGACUGAAGGAGAAACACACAUCUCUUUGCACACACACAUGCAUAAUCACACACACCUAUACAGACACAUCUGUACACAAACAUAUAUAGACACAUACAUACACACAAACACAUAUAUACACUCAUACACAUAAAUACAUGCGUACAUAUAUAUUUACAGACAUACAAACAUGAAGACAGACACACACACAUAUAUAUAUUUACAUAGACACACACACACACACACGUAUGUACACACGUGCAUGCACGCAAAUAAAUAUAUACACAGACCUAUGCAUUCACAUUUGUACACAAACACAUAUAUACACGCAUACACAUACAUUUACACACAUACAUACACACACACGUAUACAUACACAUUUGUAUGCAUACACGUACAUAGACACACACAUACACAAUAUAUACACACAUGCAUACACACACACACCUAUACAUUCACAUUUGUACACAAACACACACACACGCACACACACACACACACACACACAUCCAGUAAACAGUCUGCAGGAUCAUGAGCUGUGGUGGUGAAAUGAAGCCGGCACUGCAGCAGAUGACCUUCAUUGUGAAACUCGAAUAUCACCUUCUGCUUUUUAUCCGUUCUUCAGAUCACUUUGCUAUAAAUACAUCUCAAAUCUCUCCCAAAACCAUGACCAGAUCAGCUUACAGGCCAAAACUCAAGAGGAGCAGAGGGAGGAUCUACAGGAUACAGUUAGCAGAAAUCAGAUCAAGCAUGUAAAUGAACGUAACAUAAAGCGAAUCUUUCCAAAGUUCACCAAAAUCCCAAGUUUUGUGAGUUUGCCGCGUUUAAAUCAAGAUAUUAGAGCAGCUGAAUGUAGUAUUGGUAACCUAGCAACUGACAUUCAUUCAUUCAUUCAUUCAUUUUCUUUCGGCUCUAUUACAGAGGUCGCCACAGCGGAAUGAACCGCCAACUAUUACAGCAUAUGUUUUACACAGCGGAUGACCUUCCAGCCGCAACCCAGUACUGGGAAACACACACACACACACUCUUACACUAUAGCCAUUUUAGUUUAGUAGGCCCAAUUUCACACUUCCGGGUUUCUCAGUAGGGGAAACUGAGUGAACAGUGAAUGGGAGAAUACAACAGAACUUUCUUUUACAAUCUUAUUUGCUCAAAUAAUGACAGAAUAACUCCACGAUGGGGUUAUAAAGGCUUUCAGAAAAAGGGAAGAGAUUGUGUGAGACUGAUGACGGCAGCGAGAGGAGAGAAUAACCUCAUAUUUGCUGUCCUGUCCUAUAGACGCUGCAUUAGAAACACAGGCGGUAAUUUCUUUUUUGUAAUUUAAAGCAAAGAUGAUAUAAUACACACAUAAAUACAUAUAAAUGUUCAUACAUUUAAAAUAUAUAUAUAUAUAUAUAUUAAAAACUUUAAAGGAUUUAAGAUGCUGAUGACUGUUAAACGCGUCAUAACAGGCUUGAGAAAAGCGCCUAUAGCGCAUGUGUUUGGGCUGUGGGGGAAACUGGAGCACCCGGAGGAAACCCACACCAACACGGGGAGAACAUGCAAACUCCACACAGAAACACUUACUGACCCAGCUGGGACUCAAACCUGUGACCUUCUUGCUGUGACGCCACAGUGCUAACCACUGAGCCACCAUGUCACUCUAAAUGGGUUAGGGUUGGGCGAUGUCGACCAAUUUGGCAUUGUACAAUAUCUAAUGUGAAACAGAGGGAAGAACGAUGGCAUCUGAUCUGGUCAUGCUUUGUUGAGCUUCAUCUCUAAUUCUAGAAGAUUCUGUUUGUUUAUUGGAUCGUUUAGAGCUCAAAUUAAGCAUUUUCUGAUAUUUAAAGGGACAGUUCACCUAUUUCUUCAUCCUCCACUUGUUCCAAACCUGUGUGUGUUUCUGUCGAACACAAAUGAAGAUGUUCUGAAGAAUGCUGGAAAAACACAUGUUCAUGUCGGGGCCUGUGGCGUAGUGGAAAGUGCACCGCCACAUGCACUCCAGUGUUCACGGCGACCCGGGUUCUAUUUCCACCUUGAGGUCCUGCUGAUCCUUCCCCUCUCUCUGCUUCUCACACUUUCCUGUUAAUUCUCUCUACUGUCCUGUCAAAUAAAAGUGAAAACCCCUGAAAAAAUAAUAAUAAUAACUAACAGUAUUUGGGGUUUCUGCUGUUGAUGUCAGAGGUCAACAUUCUUCAGAGUAUCUUCAUUUGUGUUAAACAGAGGAUGAAAGUUUAGAAACUCUUAAGUGUGAGUCAAUAGUCAUUUUUUCAGUGUACUGUCCCUUUAAGAGCUGCAGUUUUCAGUGUUUUCACACACUCACACGCACACACAUACUCACAUGUUUACACACAUGCAAUACUGCACAUACGCAAAUUAACACACUCUCACACAUGCACACACACAAUACUGUAUACAUGCACACACACACACUCACACAAAUGCACACACUCAAACACGAACUCACACACACAUACACAAAUAUACAGACACUCUCACACUUAUACUCUCUCAAACACACACACACACACUCUAAUAUGCACACACAAGCACACACACACACACCCAAUACUGUACACAUACACACAUACUGUAAACUCUCUUUUAAACACACACACACUCAGUCUCACACCUGUACACAUGCACAUAAACAACCACACACACACAGUACUGUUCAUAUACACAUACACAGACAAACACACACACUCUUUCCCACACAUGCAGUACUGUACACAUGCACCUAAAGACACACACACACACACACACACACACACUAGAAUUCACUCUCUCCUGCUUGCAUGCCAAAUCAGAGCCAGAUCACUUCAGCCUCUAUAAUCUGCAUUCCUGAACUACCAACAGAAUCUGCUGAUCUGGAGUCAGUCCGUCUGCAGGAUCUGCUGAUCUGGAGUCAGUCCGUCUGCAGGAUCUGCUGAUCUGGAGUCAGUCUGUACAGGAUCUGCUGAUCUGGAGUCAGUCUGUGCAGCAUCUGCUGAUCUGGAGUCAGUCUGUGCAGGAUCUGCUGAUCUGGAGUCAGUCCGUCUGCAGGAUCUGCUGAUCUGGAGUCAGUCU
Molecule: messenger RNA, 4890 nt
Organism: Danio aesculapii
Lineage: Eukaryota; Metazoa; Chordata; Actinopteri; Cypriniformes; Danionidae
Product: nucleus accumbens-associated protein 2
Exons: 7
Coding region: 287-1852 (521 amino acids)
Biological process (GO): regulation of transcription by RNA polymerase II
Molecular function (GO): RNA polymerase II cis-regulatory region sequence-specific DNA binding; DNA-binding transcription factor activity, RNA polymerase II-specific; protein binding
Source: RefSeq, a predicted model, not a curated record